Messenger RNA from Bufo gargarizans (Asiatic toad), 2847 nucleotides. It is a transcript of the gene CCDC87, whose product is annotated as coiled-coil domain containing 87. The coding region runs from base 6 to 2774 and encodes 922 amino acids. Lineage: Eukaryota; Metazoa; Chordata; Amphibia; Anura; Bufonidae. The record is from RefSeq and is a predicted model, not a curated record. The transcript is spliced from 21 exons.
UCUGGAUGAGCGGUGACCGGCAGAACCGGGCCUCCGGCACAGUACAGCAGACCUGUAACAUGGUGGAAGAUGCUGGGAAUCUCAAACCUCUGUGGAAGAAGGAAAUACACCUCUCAAGCCCAAAUGAGAACCUGGACGCCAAGAAACUGUAUCAGUUAUACAAUGACGCCCUGCAGCCUCUCACCCUAUUCUCCGGUCAGACAGAGCAGGCAGUCCCGGAGAAGAAAGAUACCAGUCAGGAACACAAAUGUUUAAUAGAGAAGAAGAAUAACCUAAAGGAGAACAUUGAAAGCACUAUUUUCAAUGAUGACGUGUACGGACCUUCAGUCGCUCCUUUCAUGAAGGAUGUGUGCACCGCUUCUGCAGAUGUUCUGAGCCAAAUUAUUAGAAGAAGGUUACAUCAGAUCUCAGCAGUGAAUGUUGUCUCCACAGAAGUUAGGCACAAUUUUGAGGACAUCAUUCUCAGUGAGGUAAAGGUUUCCUGGGCCAACAUUCCAGAUGUUCUGUGCAGUGGAUUAUUGACGCAGAAAGAGAAGCGGCGACUUCACAGGCGCCUCAUCGCCCAUAUCAUGCUUGUCUCUGAGGAGCUAUUCUUGUACUACUUGCACAAAAUGGAGCGGAACAAAUCCCACUCUGUGUUUUCUGAAGAAGCCAAUCUUACACGGUUCAAAGCACAACUGUUACUGGAUUGCUCCAAAUUUAUGAAUGUGUUUUCAGUCAAACAUUACCUAAUUACUGAGAUAAAGGAAUUAGAAGACAAACAGAUAUUGCAUAUUGACACCAGUGAAGCUUUCUACGGUCAAGAGUAUGCGGAUCGGAAGAAAUGUCAAUAUAAGAAGUACAGAUCGAAUUUUACUAUGGAAUAUUUCAUAAGGCUGGGCAGACCUGAGGUUACAGUGCAUAAAGAGAAAAGAGAAACAGACCUGAUGCAGCUUGCAAACAUAAAGCGACUGGACUUAAAAAAAGUGUACAUGCUGAUUCCUAGAGAAGACGACUACCGAUUUACUAAAAAUAUCCACUGUGAAGCGAUAACCACCCCUUGUCUGUUUCUACAUGAAGAAGAUGAUGUAGUAAAAGACAGGCGCAGUCAUACAAGGCGCACAAGUCUGAAGAAAUCAGCUUCCUGCCCUAAUUUGAGGACUGGCCAUCUCCUGGCUGAUGAGUUGAGGAUAAUCUUUAAACAAGGUGCAGCUGAAUGUCCAGAGAUUCUUGGUGCAGCGGAAGAAGUGGUAGUCAAGGACGAUCCCAUAAAAGACGAUCUCAGAAGGUUAACAGAAGACUCCGUAUUGCAGACGUCUGACCAAGGAGAAAGCUCCUGUACUGAAGAGGAGAUCCCUCCCUUAAUAAGAGCUGUAGCUCCUGGAAACACGAAUGCAGCUAAACGCCAGAAAAUGGAAGCUGCAUUACAGGAUUUAAACAAGGACUCAGAACAACAUAAAGAGAGUAAGACAGAAAAUUGUCUGCAUCCUCAGCUUUUCACAAUUGACGUGCAGAUUCCUAACAGACCACUCAUAAGAAAAGCAGAUGUUCAGGCCUCUGACAGGAUAUAUACGGAUUUAACCGAAAUUCCAAAAUACCCCCCACUGUACAAUGAUUUUGCAUCAGAGAUUGAGGCCGCUACUGUGAAGAGGUUGGACAAAAACCUGUCUGUUGGACAAGAACUUCAAGAAGUUUAUACAGAAUUAGCUAAGAAUAUUUCGACAGAUCACCUGAGGUUUGACCAGGAUUUAGACCUUCAACCUUAUGCAACAAAGGUGGAUAUCUCCGUAUGUGCAGCUUCCUCAACACUGACAAAGAAGACAAGCCAGCGUAUCAUUAACAAGGAACUGGACUCACUUGGUUCCAGUGAUAAGUGUGAAAGUGUGGUUCAGCACAUACCGACUGACAAAGAUGCUUCCAGAAUUUGCAAUUCCUGGCUUGUUUGGUGGAAGUCCAUUGUUAACACUGAUGACUACAUGAAAUACCUAUCCAUACAGGAUGUGGAUUACUUGAAGGUGGUAUACCAUCUGUAUAACAGUGAUUCUGAGGAUGAAGAGCAGGCUAAAAUUACAGCAAAAAUAAAGAGGGAAGAAAGGAAAAGGCAACGGGACAAAAAGAUUGCUGAUCUUAGAGAACAGAAGCAGUGCUACAUUCCUGGCAUGUGGAAUGUCAACAGCGUCAUGCUUGGGGGUCUCGGAUCAGAACCACCUUUACAGGAUGCAGAAUGUGAAAUAAAUGAAUCAAUAGAGAUUCCAAAUGAGGUAGAGCCUACACAUUGCCAUGAAGAUAUGCAGAAAAAAAUAAAUGCCAUAUGGACUGUACUUCAUGUUCCAGAAAGCCAGAGACUGGAUAUGGCAAUUAAAUAUAGUUCCAAUGAAUACCGAGAGCGACUGCAAGAGGCUAUAAAAAUGUGGGAAAAAGCAGUAACACUUAUCAAGAGAAGAGAGAAGAUCUUAGCUGAGCUGGAGAUGUUUGAGAGGGCAGCAUCUGAUCCUAAUAGAUUUUUCCACAGAGGGUAUGAAGGAACUUCGAUGGCAAGGAUGGAAGAGUCUAGAAAAAGGAAAAAGUUGCAGAGACAAAUGACAGAAAUAGAGCCUGAAAUAUGUAAAAUAUUACACAUUAUAAAGAAGAAGUUUAGUGACACAGUCAGCUAUAAGGGCAGACCAUAUGCUGACAAAAUGAAGUGGGACAAAACAGAAAUGCUCUAUUGGCUGCAACAGGAACGACGCAAAACCUUAAUGGAAAUCAAUCUUAAAAAAGAAAAUGCAUGUGUUAAACUUGAACCUAUUACCUGACAUGAGAUGUGUAUAAAAUGAUUCAAUUACAAUGUGUGAGAAAUGAAUGGGAUGGAUGUAAAUACACCUGUAA